Orbicella faveolata is the source of this 13475-nucleotide messenger RNA. RefSeq lists its product as uncharacterized. The record is from RefSeq and is a predicted model, not a curated record. NCBI's taxonomy places the organism in Eukaryota, Metazoa, Cnidaria, Anthozoa, Scleractinia, Merulinidae. Gene Ontology annotation, molecular function: tumor necrosis factor receptor binding. Gene Ontology annotation, cellular component: membrane. Gene Ontology annotation, biological process: immune response.
UACAACUGACGAAAGCUAUGCUUCGACAGAGGUUUGAUUUGUUCGUUGUUCAAAGUAAAACCCUCAACUUACAGUCGAUCAAUGUUUUCUUUUCUUUCAGUUACUAUAUUUAUCAGAAAGAUCACUUAUUAGAGGCUCGUUUCAAUUCGGAAAUUAAACUCAUUGUGUCCAAAAACCGCGAUAAUUUUGGCAGAGCUGUGUUAUUAAGUAUCAUUGUAUCCCUUGCCUGAAGCUAAAAGUUGACAGAACUAAUUAAUCCUGCAUUUUAAACUUGUUAAUUAUUUUCUCUUUGUAGUCAGUAAACCGCCACCAUCAUGCACAAGGUUCCGCAUUGUUAAGCACAGUUUGGAAUAGCUUCUCUCGUGUUUUUGUGUUGCUUGGGAAUUUGUAUCUUAUCACCGGACUUGAAUCCACUCCUCGGAGACGACGCGUUCAAUUUCAAAAAUAUCAGAUCUCCGGCGAAAUCAGCAGGCAAACUUUCGUCAAGUGCUAGAUUGAAUUCUAAUCGUAUUUUCAGCUCUUGUAAUUUCUCCUCACACCAGUUCCUUGCAUACCAAACGAUUUGCUCUGAUGAGAGAUUGUUUUAAAACUUAACCGGCUUACCAUAUUAAUGUUCAAAGUAGCUGGGAAAAAAUUGAACCAUUUUGAAAUGACGCCGACGGAUUACUCUUUGUGCCCUCUUAGCGUAGCCGAACAACGAUUCUCCUUAUUCUAGCAACUCCUGCAUAAAUCAAGUCAAAAAAGGGAUCUCGGUGAAAAAAACUUGUUUCUUUUUCUAGGUCGUUUUCGUUUGUGACUGUGUAAGCGAGUAGUUAAUAGUAAAGUUAAUGGCAGCAUUCACGUUUUAAAAACGUGCCUCUAGCGAAAACACACCUUCGACCCCAUCUGUUGACCGAUGACUUGAAUUUAGCUCCAUGUCAAAGUCAGUGGUUUACAUUACCAUCAGUAUUCCCGCUAAUGAGGACGCUGGAUUAUUUUUUUAGGGAAAAGAAAAACAAGGUAUUAAAAGUAACCAGCUCUCUUUGGUUAUUUAACGUUUUUUUUUUUUUGGCUAUUAUGUGCAAAUGUCGUCAGUAGUUACAGAACUUGUUUGAACUCCCAGCAAACUAACAGUGAAUAAACGAAAUAGAUGAAAAGAUGAGUACCAACAAGGUAUUGACUGAUAGGACGGUUUUUAGUAUUUUUGAACAGGUUUUAGAUGGCGUAGAAAAUGCCGAGGAUAUCCCACAAGAAAACAACUAAAACAGAAAGAUUAAAAUUAUGAAGUGGUAUAUGACAUGGAAAAUGCCGAGGAUAUCCCACAAAAAAACAACCAAAAAGAAAGAUUAAAAUUAUGAAGUGGUAUAUGACAUGUGAGAUAUGUAAAAAAAUAACUUUCCCACGGGACGCAGGGUGCGUUCAGAUUGCCUAUUUUGCUUUUGCGUGUUGUGUAGCUUGAAAUCACUGUCGCUUUUUCAUCGCGUGUAUUUUUCUCAACGUAUGCUUUCUGAAAAGAUGUUUUAAGGGGGGCGGGAUUUAUUCUUGAAGGCCGCGCGCGCUAACUCGUGCGCCUUACUGCACGUGUCGCGCAGAAAAAAAAAAAACUAUUGUUAUUUUAAACGAGGCGACUCUGGUUUCUGCUUCUGAAUUAGUGUUGCUACUAUUGUUACAGUGAGAUGCCUUGGGCUAAUAAACGGUUUUUGGUUCAUGUCAGCUAGACAUGCCCUUCUCUUAGACAUAACAAGUGUUGUUUUUCAUUUCAGAGAUGAAAUUGGGAUAUGCGGGGCUUUGAUGUCGUCAAUUUACCAGACUGCAUCAAAGAACCGUGUUGUUUUCAACUGCAGGGCUCUAAUUUUUUUUUUAGGUAGUGUUAUCAGCUUUGGUUUCAUUUUAUUACAGCGGUAAGAACGAUUUAUGAAGUAACUCGCUCGUAUAAAUAACAAACAAACAAGAACAGCGAAAAUUGACGACUUAUAAAGCAUUGAGCGGCAGUUUUCUAUGCUGAAAUGUAAAACAUUAGUCUUACAGGGCAUUUCAGUUGCCGUUUAGAAUUUACUGUUAUCACCCAUUGGUGUCAGAAAAGAACUUAGGAAGCUUAAACUCGACGACAAUAGCCAAAACACGCUUGUUAAAGACAAAGUUUCAUGAGUAGUACAAUGGUUCUGCACGUGGGUUGUCCGUCAUCUUGGUUCGUUCAUCCUUCACUUAGAUAAAUAAACUGAAUUGAACAAUGGCUAUAUUCUUGAAAAAUACACCAAUUGACCGUGUUCGGAUCAACAAGUAAUAGUGGAGUCAUUUAGUUCAGCGUGUUGUCAGCCUAGGCCGUCCGCGCUUUUGUUGUUCAACAGUUGUAAACCCGUCGCAGAAGGAGACAACUGAAUGAGAUCUUCAUCUUGCAGACAGCCAUUAGCAAGACAAACGAUAAGGAUUGGGAUAUGACGCGUUGACCUAACGACCCCGUUUUAUGUCGAGAAAAGUGGUACACCCUUCGAGCUAACGCGAGAGCGUGGAGGUCGCAAAUCGCGCAUCGUGCGCGACAGCUCGCGCGGAUCCCUCCCUUUGCGGCACUCCCGCGAUCAGAGUGUGAAAAAUGGGCGUUUCAUUACUUGUCAAGAAUACUCCACCGAGACAUUCUGCGGUAAAAUAAUAGCUUGGUGAUAUUGUUUUAAGGCUCAAACCGCCGAGGCCGCAGUCUAAUCACCAUGCUGUUAUGUUAAGCUGUGUGAUACUGGCUUAUAAUAACCAAAAUAGAUUAGCGAACCUUAAGUUCGGCUUGAAAUCAUUUGUCUUCCCUGCGGGCACGGAAGCAGCCACGUCGUUAACGCUAGAGCCAGGGAAAUAUCGUGUUCCGCUUUCGGAUAUUAAUCUCUGCUAGUUCUUGUUUUAGAGAAGUUGACCGAAAUCAUUUGGUUAUGCCUGUGCGCGUCUGAUACCCUUAAACUAUAUUCAAGGCUUGACUCGCCUUAAAAUAACAAAACUUGAAGAUCACUGUUAACCUGAGUUGGGAUUAUUCUUGUAGAUGUACAGCUAGCUGGGUGACUCACCCACUUCGGCUGAAUUUCUAGUAUUCCUUUCCUCUUUCCGCCUCUUUUUCCGUCUCCGUCACCCUUCCCCUUUUACACUGCAACGCAAGGUAGUAUUUGCACAACUUUUUUACUCUUGUGUUUCUGUGAGGAAAAAAUACACCAUGUAUUGUACACAAGGUUACGGUAGAGUUGGUUUGCUGCGGAAACUGUCUCUUUCUACUAUAAACUGGCUGGAAGUUUUAAAUUAAUUGUUUGAUUUUAGCAGCAUUUUCACGCGUUAACACCCUUAAACAAAUUUUAAUACGUCCUUCCUUCAGACAUUGGACAGUUCGAGGCCGCGCGGAAACAGCCUGAUUUCAAGCGGCAAGAUCAGUUGUCGGCGCGUUUCACACCACGCUGAACUCCAAAGAACGUACUCUUUGUUUUCUCACAGUUGUAAUAUAUUUGAUAUUUUUGGAUAAACGACCGUUCACUACUAGUUGUUUACAGGUGCCUUUUCCGGUACGAACCCUUUUCAGAGAAUUCAGCGAGCCCGCGCCCUUCUCGAGAGAUGCGUUGCUCGGCGACAUGGUGUCAUCGCAUGACGUCAGGCUGACGUGGAAACUUUCGGCGUGCUCGAGAGUGUUCGUGCACUCUUCUGAAUGGUUAGCUGCAGUCGCACUAUUCGGAAGUUUUCCGGGAGUUUUGGCGAGAGUAGGCGCCGAAAAAUGACGGUAACAUGUUUGCCAAUACGUUCGCCAACUGAAGUAUUUCUUUAGGUUUUAUUUCGUUGACAGAGUGGAUUUUUUUUAAAACUGAGAAGGAUACCUUGUUUUGUUUGGUGGCAGCUUAUGGUGUCUUCUACUAUUAAACACAAUGGGAACCUCGUGGAUUCAAUCAAACAUCUCUGUACAAAAGCUUCGCCGCUGUAAAUAUAAAUAUUGGUCUUGUGUAAAUACCAGUUUUGAUCCCUUUCAAUGCGUGGCGUAGUUUCUUUCUCGCCAGAGACUGUGGUAAAAAUGCUGUGUUUUUUUUAUACAACAUGAAAAUUGUUAUCCAUGUAUUAUUUAACACUUUUCGCGCGCUCUUAACACGCCAGUCUUCUCAUGUGUCUGUACGGAAAUGAGCUUUGUUGUUAAAUGCUAACUCGAUGAAAAGUCAUCUUGAUCCUAGUAAUAAGGUAUAGAAUUUCUUAAAUACGAAGGGUAUCUGAUGUUAGGAAUAUUUUUUUGUAGCACGGUUUCUCGUAAUAAAGUUGUCUCUUUGAAACUGUCGAAGAGCUGGGUAGAUGGAUUUUUUUUUUCGUCUCGCACUAUUGAUUGCCAAAUUAAGUGGUCUUUUUCUUUAUCGUUGUUUUAUCCCUGCCUUUUUAUCCGGUUGACUCUUACUUGACAAAGAUUUCUUUCCGAAAUUGUGAUUGAAUUUCCUACAAUCGGAAAUCGCUCAGCUGACGUGUAAUCUACGUGGUUUCGUACUCAAGAUAAGAUGAGGCGAUCAAGAUUGUGGGUAACAACGUAGAACAAAGGAAAGACAUCAUGUUCGUCGUGUCUAGAAGAAAUGGAAGAAGGAAAUGCCCUUGAACAAUUGAACAACGAUUCUCGGAAAUGCCAAUACAAGAAUCGAACUUCCAUUUCAUUAACCUGAUCAAUUUAUGUUCUGCUCUGGUGUGAUGUGAUUGUAUAGGAGUGCUUCAAGUUGUAAUGAACACAUACACAACACUGCCAGCACUGCCUAAUAGCCUUUUUUGCUAUUUAUUCUUAACUAUCAGUUGCGUUGUUAGCUUGUCAUUUUCUGUGGGUGUGUCGUCCCGUAAGCUAAAAGGGAAAAUGUGAGUCCACUUACAUUUCCUAAUACAGAAAACCCUUGCCUUGGCUCGGUAGCGUGUUCGGUUUUUAAUUUCCUUUCCUUUCGGCACGUUGGGAAAUAGCGACUGUAGACGUCUCUAAAGGGAUUAUCAUCUAGCACAUUUUAUCCAGGACUCCAGAUCAGAGGCACCUAACACUACUUAUCAAUUUGCAAAGAUCACGAACGGGACCUUUUAAUUUAAUUCGCAGAAAAAAAAAAAAAAAGAUUUUUGUCUCAUUAUCUGGCACUGGUUUGAAGGUUAAAAUUAAAGAUGGUCUGUAGCCUUUUUUAACAAAAUAAUAUCAAAUAAAACAUCGCUUUGUUUCAGUUUGAGCUGUUCAGGGGGGCAUCUAAACAUUCUUAUUUCUUUAAACCUGUUAACGCCCGUUUGACGAAAAGAGGGCUGACUGCAAGAGCAGAUUUGAGCUUCUCUGCGAAGGGAUGAGUAUUAGCUAUGUCUUGGUGGUGAAAUAAGGAGCAAAUCUGUCGAGAUAGCGAUCUACAGUUUUGUCGCGAACUAAAACAGCCCCACGAACAACUUGUGGAUAAAUCUGUGUGAUAAAUCUGUGUGAUAUCAAUGCCAAAACAAACAGCAUUCAUCCCAUCCCGUUUGCGGAGAGUUUUUAUUUGCUUGCGUUCCAUAAACAGUCCCAUUGAAGCUGUGAAAUCUGGUUUGUGUGCGUAGUAUUUGUGUCAAGAAACUUGACGUUCGUUUUCUAGUUCGUUUGUCGGAAACUUGAACGAUUUCCGAACUUUUGAGCUUCUGUUUGUUGUGAGUUGUGGAAUUGUGAUUGUCACGGACGCUUUCUGUCACAAUUGUUCCUGUGAGUGUUCAUUUAUUAUUGAUGUUACGAAUAAAGAUGAUAAGAUAAAGAUUACAUAAGGCAUGGACUGGGCGUUUGGCAUAGACUGGGCGGUGUAUUGAAUUCUCUGUCAGAGAGGUACUCAGUAAAGUUGAUUUAUUUUCCUUCGCGACAGAGUACACAAGUAAAAUUAGUCGUGCGCGGUCGCGCGUGCUCGACAAUUUUGCAAGUGGAAUGAGUUAUUCUUGACGUUGAUCGAUGAAAGACGCUCAAAGUUGCACAACGCAUAGCUCUGUAAACUUCCGUUCCUGUGGCUUAAGAUCGGAAGUGUGCUGCCUCGUGGGUAGGGAUCGUCGCCUUUUCGAGGCUUUCCAGUCACGACUGGGGCAAACUGCCUCUCGCCAGCGCGGCUCUCGAGGAAUUUGUUCGGCAAAUAUUGGGCAACACACGCAAAUCGAUAAGUUCACAAAGCUGUUUUGUCAUUUCCUCAGAGACACUUUAUUAACAAUUUCCUGUUUAUCUCGUGUUGUUUUGGCUGUUUACUUUUGGGUUCGACGUUGGGAAAAAGGAAAGAGAGGUUUAAAAAUUUCUCACUAUCGCUUCCUAAAUCAAUCGGCAACGCCCUGGAGUGUUUGUCAAUGAGUUGCGCGCCCCAAUAGAAAAUGACUUCAUCGCUUGAGGUGCAAUGGUCGACAAGAGACAGGCAUGUCACGCCACUUAAUAGUUCGGAACAGCGGUUAAUAAAUGCCAUGUGCUUUUCUGGCAGCAAUCCAAUUGUUUCACUGUCUAGUCCAGGUCAAGGCUAUGAAGCAAUUUCACUCGCGGAUGAUUGAGUUCAACGUAAUCCACACCCCCAGCGGAUGUUGGAAAUCGGUGGAGGGUUUCACUUCGAAAUCGCUCCAAAUCUCGCGCAUUCCUUCACAUGGAGUUGUCUCUCCACAGAGUUUUCUGAGCUCGCAGCAGUUCGCGAAAGGGAUGAAUUUGAAUGACAAUUGAUCAAUUAAAUAAACCGUUUUAAGUGUUUUCUCUCGCCAUAGAACCAACAAUGCCAUUGGCCCAAAAGUGUGAAUGUAUCAUGCCUAUUGUUUUCCACCAAUCAGCGCUUGUUUGUAGGAGAUCGUUAUCCACCCAGCGCGUGCUGUGAUUGGUUGAGUGCGCCUUUCUUGACACAUUAGCUUGUUUUGAUCGCGAGACACGUGUGUACGGUUCUUCCGCGAAGGGUGACUGACGCAUAAACGCUUGGCUAUUGUUAUGAACAGAAUUUUGGCGCGUAGAAAUUGACUGGUACCAACUAUAUAUACCACAAGACAGGCUAAGAGGAAGUUUGUAAUCGCUUGCGCGAAGGCCGAGUUCUUGGUCCCGGAAAGUGAAAAUUCGUAUGGAAGACUGUAGAUUUGGCAGGAAUGUUUUGAAGUGGAAAAGUUGUAUACUAGCUACACUUACACGUGGUUUCAUCUCCAUUAAGAAAUAUGGAGAGUUCACGACAAGAUGAACACAACUCGCGCACACCAUGGAUUUGGUCUUGUGGAAAAUGUGGUCUUACUGCAACGAACUUACUGCUGUGCUUUUCAUUUUUGUUAAAUAUUGUAUUGGUUGUACUCUUUUCGGUUGUAUUUAUUCAACUGGAGAACGUUAAAACGCGCUUAGAGAAACUUGAAUCGCCUUCCAUUGCGAGCGAGGGACCAAGUAAACUGCCUCUGCGAGGGAACUCCAGUAGGCUUACACCGAUUCCCGUUCUCACCACAAACGCUACAGCUCCACCGAACUUAAUUAAGAGCAUUCCUAUACACGUUUCGCGGAGAAGUACUUCACAACUGGAUCCUACCAGACCCUCGACAACACAUACUAAACCACAUAAUAAAGUGGACAGAGCGACUCGGGAAUAUGUCAAGAAACAGAUCAAACGGGAGCUUUUAGGUCGUGGGAGAGGGGCCGCACUUUGUUCGUCAAUCUGUUCAGGGUUGAAGGGAGAACAAGGGUUGAAGGGUGAACAAGGUAUGACGGGAGAAAGAGGGAGAAAAGGCGCCACUGGUGAUCCUGGUCCGCCAGGUCCUCAAGGUCCCCCUGGCAUCAAUGGAAUGCAAGGGCAUCAAGGAUUACCAGGUAAUCCUGGUCAGAAAGGAGAGCCAGGAGAUAAAGGCGAUACAGGCGUGGGACUGCAGGGAGAAACAGGUCCCCCUGGGCCUCCAGGGAAAAGAGGUCCAGAAGGUAAAAAAGGAGACCCGGGAAUACCGGGAAAGAAGGGUGAACAAGGACCUCCUGGGGAAAAAGGCGAUACAGGCUCGCUAGAAUCAUCACAGAGGCCAUCUGCACACCUCACAGGGCAUACACGGAACACCCAAAACUCUCCAAGAUCAGGAAUUCUCAGGCACUGGGAAGACAACCUGGGAUUUGCGCACUCAACAGGUGGCAUGCAAUAUGAGAAUGGAGAACUCAUCAUCCCACGUGCUGGAAGAUACUAUGUCUACAGCCAAUUGUACUUUCAAGUAGAAGAUGACAGAGCUCAUUUGAUUCACUUUGUACAUCUAAAUAGAACUGGUGAUCAGCAGGUUAUCAUGCGAUCUGUGACAUCAAGAUGUCGCGCCAAGAAAUCAAAGACGUACCUCUAUAGCAGCUAUCAAGGUGCUGUUUUUGAGCUGCGCAAUGGUGACCACAUCCUAGUGGGAGUGUCAGAAGAUAACACCCAGUCAAUAUCAACGGGUGAGUCGGCAAGCUUCUUCGGAGCCUUCUUGGUAAAUUAGUUUUACAAAAGUAGGAAUAAUAAUUAUAUCAUGUAGCAAUCAAUAAAUUAUGCACCGUUCACAUUCACUGUGGAGUAAACUGUCCAAAGUCCAGAGGUGUGGAAGUAAUAAGCUGCAGUGAGUAAAUAGAUGUCUUUGUGCACACAAUUUUUCUUCAGAGCAAGGGAUGGCUAAGGUGUGACCCAGAAAUGUACACACUGGUCAAUUGCGCAGCUAUUUAGGGAAAUUCAUAUAGAUUUGCAGAGGCACUACUUUGAUCUAUGAGGAUCUCAUAAUCUGUAUGAAAUUUAAACCUCAAUUCACAGACGUUCCUUGAGUAUAGGAAGAACAUGCAGCUCAAGUAGUGUCUGUUACCCCUGGCUUCAUUGAGCUGCACUCCCACUAGCACCCUGCACUAAUAUACUAACCAACAAGCACAUUACCAACCAUUUUGGGUUGUAAGUAAACCAUAAUAUAUCCAAACUGGAAGUAAUAUCUGGGUUAAACUGGUAAACAGUUGUUAUGUAUAUUUUAAACGUGGUCCACUGCAUCAGUAACGUUUCAGUUUAGCUUUGUGGUUGCAGAAUUUCUUUAGGUCCAAAAAUUAAUUAAAUGUGCUCUGAAUCCAGUUUGUUUUCUUCUUAUGUUAUGUUUGGGCACUUAACCGUGGACUGUUCGUAUUACUUUUAGUUGCCUUGAAUCUAUUUACAGAGUCAAACAAGGUGUUCUUUUUAUGGGAACUCUGUACUGUUGUAAUGCAAUUUUCCAACAUUGAUGGGCAGUUUGGUAUGCAGCUACCUUCAAAUUUGAAUUCAAAUAUCCUCAACAAAGUAGCUCCAUUUGACUUUUGACAAGUUUUCUUUCCAAUAGCAAUACCUCUGUGUCAAAGAAGGAGAAAGCAGUUGUGCAAUAGUUGAUGUUUUAUUAAGAGAUUGAGAGAGAAAAAAGAGCAGGUUAAAUUGAAAUUGCCAAAGUGAAAAUCAUGGUUAAAAAGUUCAAAUUUGUUCCCAAAGUUGUAGCUGUAGUUUGAAGAGCAGUUAACAGUUGGGUGAUUUGAACAAUCAAAUCCUAAUUAUAUUGAAUUGUCAAUCAAUAUUCAAACCUUACUCAGCAGCAUUGAGAGUUCUGUCAAAAAGACAUCUCAUUUGACUGUAAAAUUUCCCAGACCUUAAGCAGACGUGUUUAUACAGUAGUGUUCUCUUGAAUCCAUAUGCAAGUAUUUGAGACUUCAUAAUCAUAUUUGCAAUGAAAAAAUCACUGCAUUGGCAUUUUGCAGUAGAUGCUGUAAUUUAGAGCAUCGCCAACUUUAAGACAGUGGCAGGCAUUACUAGGAACCAAUCGCAUCUCUUCAGAAGAAAGGCAAAAUUGUAUCUGCCUUGUGUAGUUAUGGGACCUGCGGAACAAGCCGUAACAUUAUGAUACUAUCCGUUUGUGAUCAAACAAUUGUGAUUUGCAGUCACUGUGGAGUCCAGUGAGUAGAUUCUUGCAGUGGUUGUUUCAAACUCAUUGCUAAUCUGUCAGUAACAAUUGUAAUUUGUUUGAGGAACCAGAGACUAAAUAGUGGAACUUUACUUGAUGCAGUGUUGAUCAGUGUUAAUUUUGCCACUUUUGUGACACCAUUGUUGCCUCUAUCAAGGGGUAGAUGUGUUGAUUAUCAAGUAAUCUUAAUUUUAUUAACCCUCAUUAACAGGCUAACAUUCACCGCACAAAGUAGACAUUGAUCAUUAAGCUUUGCAUGCUUGUCAAACAGGCUAAUUACUGCAUAAUUUUGAAAUUAAAGGUAGGUUUAAUAGCUUGGAAUCAUGCUGCAAACAGUAAACAACUCUGAAUGACCACCUCUACAUAUAGUUAGAAUCCAAAUGGUUAUUUUUUUGAGGUUAUCAAGUCUUCCUGUUUAUACCGUUUAAGCAGUCUCAGAAUCACAUAUCAGAAGUAAAAAUUAUGACAAAAAAAUGUGACGUUUUAUAUUUAUUUUUUGACCAAAUACAAAACUGAUAGACUGACUUGAGUCGCCAAAACUAACAUUUGAUUAUGUAUCCAAAGAAGACUCUGCCUUGACUAUUCUCCGGAAUCAAAGUCUUAAGAUGCAAUUCCAUGUGUACCUCGCAUUACAAGUGGACAAUUUUAAAAUGUAGAAAUCUAAGGAUACCACAAACUGGUGAAUAAAUAAGUGUUGCCAUGUGAUGUCUAACAUACAGUUUGUAUAAGUAAUCAGAUGAUUCCGAGUGCAAUUUGGAAACUAGCUCAAGUAAAUACUGUUAAGAUUAACAAUCAUUGCACAAGUCCAUGGGGCAAGUGCAAUUUGUAGUCUGUAAAACAUUUAUGAGAGCUUAUUCAUUUCAAAUUACAUAAAGAUAUCAUUUCAUUACUCGUUAAUAAUAUACAUGCAAUUUUAUUUCAACUUUCUGCAGUAUCACAUUUUUUCAUGUAUAUCAUUAACCAGCAAAUUGCACAAAUUUCAAUUGUAUGUAUCGACGUUAAUUUGUGCUUUUCCCCUUCUUAUGCAAAACAAUUGUCAGUUCAUUAAGACUAUUUUAUUUGCUGUGUGUAUGAUUAACUUCCUCCAUUUAACUCUACUGACUAUAUUACCUUCUUGUGGUUAUUUUAUUUUUGUGUUGUAAUUUAUUUGCUGUAAAAUUGCUUGCUAGCUAGCUAGUUAUAUCAUUUAGUAUGACCUCAAAACAUACCGCGACACAAUCGAGAAUAUUAUUGGUCAGUCACACUAGAAAAUAGACCAUUACUUAGUUAAUCGCAUUUUGUGUGGAUUCUUGUAACAGAGCACAAUCACAGCCAAAUAACCAUACUGAAAGUACAAUGAAAAAACAGUUCUUUCUCAUAAAAUUGGACAAGUUGGGAUUAAGAGCAUACUUAGUUUAUUAGCAAAGGGUACCAUACUCAACUUACGUUCAAUAAUUUUUAUUAUAAUCUAUUUUUGGCCUAGAUGUGGCAAGCCAGUUGAUAUUUUUAGAAAGUUUGAAAAAAUGCUGGUGUAUUGCCAACGUGUUUCUUAUUGAAAAAUUUUUUUUGUAUCAUUUAUACUUUCAUAACGACUGCAUUCUGUGAAACAUGCAUUAGGGAACUUCUAGUUAUGCCGCUUUGUUUGGUGAGUAGCUACUAAUCUUAAAACAUGGUAAAGGGCUCCGUUAGUCAUGAUAAUUGUAGUGUAAAAUUUUUAAAUUAAGGAAAGCCUCAAUAUUUCCAAAUGAGAUAUUAGAGUACUCGCAACUAACUGCUGCAGCUUACAGAGUGCCGAGGCAUCAUUGAGGGUAUUCUUUUUAGUUAAACCCAAUGGGUGUUAAAAUUACAAGUAAUUAUAACCAGAUUUAACAUAGGAAUUAUCUAUGUAUGGCAGAGUCCGUUUAGAACGUAAACAUAUCAGCUUGCUGUAGCGUAGGAGAAUUCAGUGGUUUUAAUGAUUCCAUCUGCUGUUAAUAUGCGUAACAGAGGUUUUCCGUGGAGAUUGAUCAGAAGUAGUUUUAAGAGUUGUGUCAGGAGGCUAUUCAGUAUAUAUGAACGUGUAGAUAGUAAUUUUCCUUGCAUCUUAUUACGGAUCCUGAACGUGACACCAAAUUUCUAGUAGCCCCUCUCUCCCUCUCUCUUUUCCACCAGCUCCUAACCUUUGAUCAAGGUAGAGAUAAACAUUGGAGGUGUAAAACCGGGAGAUGAGAUCAGAGGGUGUUUUUUUUUUUACCUUCCAACUCAAAUACGUUUUCCGAUUGGAGGAGAACGUGUCACGUGUCAUGGGUCAAAACUCACUAUCUCACUAGGGCGAAAAAACUUGAUCUUGAACUUUCGAUUCGUACGUGGUCAAGUCGUGCACCUUGAAACCUUGCGUCAAGCAAGUAAUUUUUUCGCAGUUUGUGCUAUUUUUGAGUUGGGAGGUAUAACAAAACACUAAAUGACUGGCCUUGACCCUCAAUGUUCCCCUCGGCUUCCCCUCAGGGAACAUUUAGGAUCUCAGGGAAAUAAAAGUCACUGUUUCCCUACGGGCCAGUCUUUAGAAGAUAGAGGGACAGUUUCGUGUCACUGUUUACGUGAAAGGGGGCUGUCGUUCUCCCUCCAUGUAGACAACUGGUAUUAUAUCUAGUAAUCUGUUCCGAGAUUAAUUUGAAGUAGGGCACCUGGGUGGUGUUUAUCCAUACAUAUCCACUCAGAUCUCAGCAAUGUUUUUAUACAAUUUUCAACAGUUAAAUGCAUUAGACCCAUUGGGAUGUAAUCAGAUUUGUCUAGUCAUUUUUUUUAAAAUAUACAUUCCUUUGUAAAUUAUUUACAUUUAGAGUGGGAAUUUUGUACAAUAUUUUUGUAUCUUCAAUGUUGCGCAUAUUUUUGUACAGUAACUUCAUAUUUCCAAGAUACUGGUUUCUUUGUCUAGAGAGUUGUCUGUGAAGGUAGCUUUGUCUCUAGACAAAGUUAUGGCAACUCCAUACAAAGCAAUAUCAGUGGAUAGUUCUUGGGAAAAAUAAGUGCUUUUAAUACUUAAAAGCUUCAUAUUCUGCUCUGUAUUUUUUAUGACGAGAUAUUGUCCCCACAGGCUCAAAAGAAGUUGUUUUUGCUGAACCAAAUGAAAGCUAUUUUUUUACUACCAAUACCACUCCUUACAGUACCAAAAUGCAGAAUUUAUUUUCCAAAAUAUCGAAAAAUGUACAGUAAGACUUCGGUAAUGCGCGAUAGGAUCUACUGUGAAUCGACCAUAUUCGUAUGCUCGGUAUUAGACUGGAACUAGUGUGCAAUAGAGGCUCAUGCGGGGGGAUAUUAAAAAGAGAUUAAUGUCAUUCGCAUUUUCCAGCAUUAGCCUCAGUUUCAAGCUAGUUCCAGUCCAAUACCGAGAAUACGACACGAGCGUAGGUUUCAUUCCCCUCGCUCAGAGGUUCUUUUGCAUUACAUUUUUUUGUUAUUUACUAGUAGUAAAAACAAUUGUGUUUUGUUGAGUUUCCCAAGUCGACUCUCAAGUGUAUUUUGCGCCUGUGGUCGUUACUCUUCUCACAUCUUCCUUUCUUGAUGAUUGGAAGCAGGUACAGAGCAGAAGAGCCAGCUUGAACGUGUCUAGUCGGUUUAGAAGGAAAAUAUUUAGGCUCGGGUAGUCUUGUAAUAAAAGCUGGUAAUAAAAUGUUGUAUUUUUAUGA